GUCGAUUCGUGUUACUGUGUUGUAUCGCUUGCCACAUGGAUUUGCGCACCAUACAAACCAUUCGUAGAGCGCACAUAAGAGGGGUGCACCGACACUGAAUCACUCUUCAACGGUUAGUUACCAUUUGUCUGGUUCAAGCGAUAACACUGCGUGCUUACAUUUUUCGUCCAGGCACAUCACGUGUUACAUUAUUUGGAUUAUCACAAUAUCGCGCGAAUAUUUGAUAGUGAUAUUAUAUAUUUUCGUGCAUUGCCGACGCGAUUUCAUACAUACACAAUGUGAAUAAAUUGAAUGAAAACAGUGAACCAGUGCAAAUUUAUAAAAAUACAAUUUAUUGAAAUAGUUGUAAUAUUUAAUAAUAAUAAUGAAAAUCGAGCAAUUUUUUUGCUAAAACCAUACAAACAAAAAAAUCAGUGAUCAAAUCGGAUACUCAAGUGAUAUAUUAUAAGUUUUAACGGUAUUUUACGUACCACUAAAGUGUUGGAUCAUCACAAAAUUAUGGAAUUGUAGCACAUGCACAUUAUUUAAAAUGCACAAAAGCGAUAUAAUCAGCUCAAAUACCAACAAUUUAUACAAUUCGGAUAGAGUUCCACUCAUACAUUUGGACCAAUUACCAAAAAUUCUAAUAUCCACGAUACCAAGAUGUGGUGGAUGUCAUGAACUCAUCUUAGACCGAUUUAUAUUGAAAGUUCUGGAACGAACGUGGCAUGCAAAGUGUUUGCAAUGUAGUGAAUGCCAUGUUCAACUGAACGAGAAAUGUUUUGCCCGAAAUGGAUCAUUAUUUUGUAAAGAUGAUUUUUUCAAGCGUUAUGGAACCAAAUGUGCUGGAUGUGACUUAGGAAUACCGCCAACGCAAGUUGUGCGAAAAACCCAAGAUUAUGUCUAUCAUCUUCAGUGUUUUGCGUGCACGAUUUGUUCGCGCCAGCUAAACACUGGCGAUGAAUUUUAUUUGAUGGAAGACAGAAAAUUAGUGUGUAAACCCGACUACGAAACAGCUAAAUCAAAAGGUUUAUAUAUAGACGGAUCAUUAGAUGGUGAUCAUCCAAAUAAGAGACCUCGUACAACAAUUACUGCUAAACAAUUAGAAACGUUAAAAACGGCAUACAAUAAUAGUCCAAAACCAGCUCGCCAUGUUCGUGAACAAUUGUCACAAGAUACGGGUCUAGAUAUGCGAGUUGUACAAGUAUGGUUCCAAAAUAGACGAGCGAAAGAGAAACGCUUGAAAAAAGACGCCGGACGAACGCGAUGGAGUCAAUAUUUCCGUUCAAUGAAAGGUGGCAGCUCGCCACGAUUAGAUAAAUUACUCGACAAGGACGAAUUGAAAGUGGAUUUAGAUAGUUUUAGCCACGAUCUAAGUAAUGAUAGCUAUAGUACGGUUACGAUGGGCUUAGAAGAUGGAACAUCACCACAAAGUGGCGGUCGUGUCUCUUAUUUGCAUGGAAGUGGAAAUACGCCGCCAUAUUUAUCAAGCUAUUCACCGCCGCCAAUGGGAUCAGGACACUCAUUCAAAUCAUAUCCAGACAAUAUUGUUUAUACUUCAAUCAAUGGUUAG
Molecule: messenger RNA, 1552 nt
Organism: Contarinia nasturtii (swede midge)
Lineage: Eukaryota; Metazoa; Arthropoda; Insecta; Diptera; Cecidomyiidae
Gene: Lim3
Product: LIM/homeobox protein Lhx3
Exons: 6
Coding region: 530-1552 (340 amino acids)
Biological process (GO): regulation of transcription by RNA polymerase II; neuron differentiation
Cellular component (GO): nucleus
Molecular function (GO): DNA-binding transcription factor activity, RNA polymerase II-specific; RNA polymerase II transcription regulatory region sequence-specific DNA binding
Source: RefSeq, a predicted model, not a curated record